AGACAAGAAUAACGUUGUGAGUUGCAAAUCCCCCUCCCUCUUCACCUGCACUCAGCAAACAGUCUGCCUUGGUAUGGCCUGUGUGGGAACCCACCGUCUGCAAUAACAGAUCCUUCUUUAGGGGAACUGCUGAGGAAUGUUGAUGAGAUUAGAGAGCUGAAAGGGGCCGAGCGAGCGCAGCCUUGGCAUCUCCAUGGAUGCUGAGGCUGUCUGUGCCUGGAUUCCCAGCCUGCCACUCUGGGAUUGCCAUGGCUGCCUCUUCCAAAGUGCAAGUUCUGCCUUGGGAAGAGUUCGAUACCUCCUUUUGAGGCAGAGGAAAAAAAAAAUGUGGAGCUGCCCUUUGCGUACCAAAAUAGCUCCUCCCAUGCUCCCUGUUGAGGCUGGGAGCCUGAAACCAGCAUACUUGUGUUCUGCCUCAGCACAAAUACAUAGUUAAGCCUAAAAAUAUGUGCAGCUGGGUCACAUUCUCAGGCAGGUCAAGAACCAGUCGGACGGAAGUUUAAAGAGUUGCAGCAGAAACAGCGGCAGAAAUGCUUAUGCUGGAGUGGGUGGAGGAUGAACCUGAGAAGACAGGACAGGACAUGACAUGGCAGUCCCCAGGAGGAUUGUCUUGCUGGACCAGGCAUGGCUCAGCGUAUUACGAUAACGUCCGUCCCUUGGCUUACCCGGACUCGGACGCUGUGCUCAUCUGCUUUGACAUCAGCCGCCCGGAGACCCUGGACAGUGUGCUCAAGAAGUGGCAAGGGGAGACUCAGGAGUUCUGCCCCAAUGCUAAGAUUGUGCUGGUCGGCUGCAAGCUGGACAUGCGGACGGACUUAAACACUCUCCGGGAGCUUUCCAAGCAGCGCCUCAUCCCUGUGACGCACGAGCAGGGCAGUGCACUGGCACGACAGAUUGGCGCAGUGGCCUAUGCGGAAUGCUCUUCCAAGGUCUCGGAGAACAGCGUACGGGAUGUAUUUCAUGUGACUACGCUUGCCUCGGUCAACAGGGUGCACAAGAACUUGAAGCGCAGCAACUCCAAACGGGGACUGAAGCGGGCAUCACAAAUGCCUGGCAGGACGGACUUACUGAAUGACACAGAGAUCAGGAAAGACCGAGCCAAGAGCUGCUCCAUCAUGUGAAAAACAGGCUGUAAAUAAUGUGUGUGUGUUGUCCAUUUUGUACAGUAACUGGCUGAGCCAAGGGCACGGUGCUGGCUGCAGGAGCCAGCCCGCCUUUCCAAAGCCUUUCUCUCAGUCUCUAGGGCUGAGCAAAGGUCCCAGCUGCAACUCGGGGUGCACGAAUUGCCCCCCACCGUGGAGACUUCUAGGUUGGCUGCUGCUGUGCGGAUUGCUUGGGGUGAAGGAACCACUUGGCAGAGGAGUAUUCAGGUGCUGGAAGGUCUGUGUCUGGGUGAAACAAAGGAGAAGGGAGCGAUCCUGUGUGUGUGUAACCCCCUCCUGUACCCAUAGCUCAGCCGUUUCGCCUGUGUGCAGCUCUACAGCACACACAGCGUGGGGCGGAGGGCUUUGGGGGUCCUGGAUUUGGAGGGUGGGAGAUGGGGGGGGGUUGCUGGCAGCAGAGUGUGAUCAGGAGAAGGUAUUCUUCCCGUCUUCUUUUGGAAGAGAAAAAAGGAUGUUUGAGGUGGUGCUGCGUUCAGCUAGGCUGGACACCAAGUCACUAUAGAAGGUGCAGGUCUGGGCCAGAGCUGGGAGGGAAGGCACCCUGGGAAGGAGCCUUAACUUGUUGAGACACCACGGUAGUCCCCCUCCUGUGAAGAAAAUAGAUAGGUGCCUCUUUACAUGCUAUUUUAGAUACUUGAACUCCAUUUGAAUGCAGCAGAGUGGAUCUGGCCCCAAGGGAGAGGUCUAUCCCAGUAGAUAGAUGCACCCUCGGAAUUGUGGUUCCCUUCAACAAGCAAAUGCCAUUCGGGAGCUUGUGUCCCAGCUGCUGACAGCCUGGUUACUCAUCAGGCGGCUCCUCGCCACGGGCAGCUGUGCUUCCGAGGAAUCCAGCUUCUGAAAAAGCAGGCUGCAAUAACCAUCCACAUCCUGCUCUCCACCCAUUUCCAGCUGCGGAUUGUGUUGCAUGGUGCUGUGUUUGUCUGGUAUGGAUAACCAAAAAGAUUCUCUGCGUGUCUGCACCCUGCGUUGGCUGUGGCAGCGGGAGGGAAGGCGCUCCUUUGCCCUUCCUCCCCUGCUGUACAACCUCCUCCCACCACCUCUCAUUGCUUCUGCUGCUGCCCUCUCUAAAUGCCUUUGACUCCAGUGUUAGCCUUGAAUAAUGUCACAUAGACACUUUAAGGAAAAAAGAAUCGGCUCCAUUGCCAGAUCCGGCUGUGUCAGUGGGCUGCAGAAAAUGAAUAAACAGCGUUGG
This is a messenger RNA of Cuculus canorus (common cuckoo), 2355 nucleotides long. It is a transcript of the gene RND2, whose product is annotated as Rho family GTPase 2. The record is from RefSeq and is a predicted model, not a curated record. Gene Ontology annotation, molecular function: GTP binding; GTPase activity. Gene Ontology annotation, biological process: small GTPase-mediated signal transduction. The transcript is spliced from 4 exons. Lineage: Eukaryota; Metazoa; Chordata; Aves; Cuculiformes; Cuculidae. The coding region runs from base 531 to 1121 and encodes 196 amino acids.